Messenger RNA from Pogona vitticeps (central bearded dragon), 676 nucleotides. RefSeq names its product proline rich 29 (gene PRR29). The record is from RefSeq and is a predicted model, not a curated record. NCBI's taxonomy places the organism in Eukaryota, Metazoa, Chordata, Lepidosauria, Squamata, Agamidae.
UCCUGCUUCUUGUGUCUUCUACCAAGCAGCUGGGCUUUUGCUAUGGAUCCUGGGGGCCAAGGCACGGUUUCCCCAGGAGUCCACUUUAUUCAGCAACCAAUUGCUCAACAGCCAGAGGUGACAAUUCUCCAGCAGUUGCCAUGGAUGCCGCAGGCUCUUCCUCCAGCCAGCAGGAAGAAGCAAAUCAAAAAAGAUUUAAUGGAGCUGAUGAUGAUACAAAAUGCACAGAUGUACCAGGUAGUCAUGAACAACCUGGCCAUGACGGCAAUGGCACACUUUGAACAGAGCCCUGCACAGGCCUCCAAUGUCCUUUGGCACAUAGAGGAAGACGAAGAGAAUAGCCCCACACCCUUUGUAUUCCACCACCAUUAUGUCCCUUAUCCAAGCACUGUUCCAGUCAUGGCAUGGCAGCCCCCUUUUCAACCACCAGCUUGGCCCCGACAACAACCAGUCAUCCGCCACGUGGGCCCGUCCAUUCAGACAAGAAGGGGACCCGAUGGUCAAGCGGUUCCUCCACCCCCUCCACCAAGUGCCACAGGAACUGUAACAGCUGAUGUCCCACCAGCUUCAGAGUACUAUGACUUCAGCGAAGGUCAAUUAUGAGGUGAAAAUCUCACCUGUUCACCCUCCAAUAUUCAUCCAGCAUGGCUAUCUGGAACUUCUCCUGCCAUCCCUU